Messenger RNA from Lathyrus oleraceus (garden pea), 1083 nucleotides. RefSeq lists its product as uncharacterized. The record is from RefSeq and is a predicted model, not a curated record. The coding region runs from base 1 to 1083 and encodes 360 amino acids. The transcript has a single exon. NCBI's taxonomy places the organism in Eukaryota, Viridiplantae, Streptophyta, Magnoliopsida, Fabales, Fabaceae.
AUGCUAUUCGCCGAUGAACCGAAGUUCGUGAGUAUGAGUGUUAUUCACAUCUUUCUGCUAAAGAACCCGGUUCCCACCCUUCUUGGUGAUUUCUAUUUUUCGGUGCACAAUAAGAAUGAGAAGAGACGAGGGAGAUUGGUCAGAUGUUGCGCUCCAUUGUUCCAUAAGUGGCUUAUGAGGCACUUGCCAAAUGACAAUGCUUUUCUGAAUCCGCAUCAAGCCAGGAAUUGGGCUAGAAGGUUGGUUGUCUUGACUGCUAAAGACAUCAGAUGGUGUAAUCAGAAUACCAAAGGUGGCGAUUUUGUGGUUAGCUAUGGGAAAUACCCUAAUGUACCAUUGUUGGGUAUGAAGGGUUGUAUCAACUAUAACCCGAUUCUUUUGAGAAGACAAUUAGGGUAUGCCUUGACUCAUGCUCCUAAAGAUCAAGAUCUGGUGGAAUCUUUCUACUUCCCUGUGCAAGAUAAUCUAGAACUGGUUAAGCAAGCUGCUGGAGCUUGGAGGAAUAUUCAGACUAAAGGUGCUACUGUCUAUGGAAAAUGUAACAACAUCUCUUCUUCCCAGUAUGAUAGUUGGUUGCGAGAAAGAGCUCAGAUUACUCUUCUACCUUUCUCUAUGGGAGAACCAUCUGAUCCGGUUAUUGUUGAGUCUGUAUAUUCAGUCAGCAUGGUUGAGUACAACAGUUUGAAGCAAGAAAAGGGAAAAGCCGAUAAGUUGAAUGCGAAGUUGAGUGAAGGCCUCAGGAAGACUUUGUACGCUAAGAAAGAAGCUGAGAGAGAAGUUCAGAGAUUGAAUGAGCUUCAAAAAAAAAGCAAUGAGAGGAUUGCUGAAGAUGCUGAUUAUAUCCGUAAAGUCUGUUCAGGUGAGGAUAUACUGAAGAAAGCCUGUAAGGCUGCUAAGGAGCAGUUAGGAAGAGCUGAAUAUAGGCUUAUUGAGCGCCAGCAAAGGUGGGAAGAAAUUUCUGAUCGUCGAAGACAGGUUGAGAUAGAAAUCAGAGCAGAAAAUGAGCAGUUGAAGAGUAAGGAGAACGAGCAGCGUGAAGCAGUUCGAUUAGCUGAACAAGAGAUCGCCGAACUAAAGAUUUGA